AUGUCAGAUAGGAUCAAAGUAGUUGUGAGAGUUAAGAAACCUCAGGGGAAUCUACCCAUUGUGUGCAAAGUUCAUGGAGAUACCAUAUCAUUGAUCAAUGAUGAUAAGAAGGCGUUUAGAUUAUCGUCACCUCAGAAGAACGCCGCCAAAGAGUUUAGAUACGAUCAUUGUUUUGGCUCUACAGAUUCUGUGGAUAGAGAUCAAUCAAUAAUAUAUGAGAGCUUAGUCCGUGGUUAUGUUUUACACACUUUGGAAGGUUAUAACAGUUGUAUAUUGGCAUAUGGUCAAACCGGAUCUGGUAAAACUUUUACCAUGAUGGGGGAAAAGGGUAAUGAAGGUAUUGUUCCCAGAUUUUGUCGUGAAUUGUUUGAAGUAUUCCACAUGUGUCAUCAAGAUGAUCAAGAGUCUGAUAUAAUCACCGAUUUCCAAGUCAAAUGUUCAUUCUUUGAGAUCUAUAACGAACAAGUGAUAGAUUUACUAUCAUCUUUGAGCCAAAGGAAAUGUAAGAUACGAGAAAGACAUGAUCACAGUACUUUUGUAGAAGGUUUGGAAGAAAUUGCAGUUCAUAAUGUGGAGGAACUCAUUUCUUGUAUCCAUAAAGGUAACGAGAACCGAACUGUAAGAUCUACGAACAUGAACCAGGAAUCAAGCAGAUCUCAUGCUAUCUUUCACAUUAGUGUUAAUCAAAAGGAGACUCAUAAGAAAACGGGAACUGUCGUAGAAUGUCAUUCCACCUGCAAAUUGGUUGAUUUAGCAGGAAGUGAAAGAUUAGGUAGUGCGGCCGCCGAUGGUAAAAUAAGACAAGAGGGAACGAGUAUUAACAAAUCAUUGAGCAUAUUGGGUAGAGUAAUUUCCCUAUUGGCGGAAGGUGAUAGACAGAGAAGUCAAAUGAUACCCUACAGGGAAUCUGCACUCACUUGGAUUCUGAAAGAAAAUUUGGGCGGUAACAGUAAUACAUGCUUAGUUGCAUGUGUGUCACCAGAAAACUACUACGAAUCAUUAUCUACAUUAAGGUAUGCUUCUUUGACCAAGAAAGUAAAAACAAAUGCAACCAUUAAUUCAAUGUCACAUAUUGAACAGAUGGAAGAAUUGAAGGCGAAGUUACGUGAAUUGCAAAAGAUGAUUAAUGAUAAGAAACCUACAAGUGCUCAUCAACAUACUUUGGAAAGACGCAUGGAAGAUAUUCAAAGGGCUAAUUUUUUCCUUGAACAAAGAAUGGCCAAAGAAUCUCAAUUAGCUGAUCAAUCGUUACAAACCGCUAGAUACGAACGAGAUUUACUGGCUUCAAUGGUUUUACAAAUGAUUGAAUCAUUCAAUUGGAAUCAACCUUUAAAUGAUCAAGCUGCUGAACUAUGGGAACGCUCACAGAAAUUACAAAAUUCAUUCCAAAAAGAUAGAUCGUUCUUUGAUGUUACAUUACAAAAGUAUUUUACUUAA
Molecule: messenger RNA, 1437 nt
Organism: Zygosaccharomyces rouxii
Lineage: Eukaryota; Fungi; Ascomycota; Saccharomycetes; Saccharomycetales; Saccharomycetaceae
Product: kinesin family protein
Exons: 1
Coding region: 1-1437 (478 amino acids)
Biological process (GO): microtubule-based movement; mitotic spindle organization
Molecular function (GO): ATP binding; microtubule motor activity; microtubule binding
Source: RefSeq, a predicted model, not a curated record